CAAAGAUUCAACUGUUGCAAUUCAAAUGCGUCCUCACACUGUCAAUUUGCAACUAAAUGUUCAUCGCCUCGUCUCGUAUGAUGUAAGGACACAGAAAACGAGGUAUCAUGGAUUUCAUCACCCCGGCCCGACACAGACGGUGGCUAUUUGGCUCAUUAUUAUAAAGAGAGAUUAGUGACAACUAAAGGAGGGAAUAGAGAGCUAGACCCUUGCAGUUUAGCUGACAUAUAUUGGUACAAUUUGGAAUUUAUCAUAUAUAUAUACAUACACACACAUUGUCCAUUGGCUUUUCUCUCUCGUUCUCCUACUUGACCUUUUUACUGUUCACAAGAGUUCGCAUAAUCCAAAAAUGUAGAAAAGAAAAAACAAGAAAUAAAAAGUUGUUGACAUUUAAGUGCAAAAAUAUAGGUAGAGGUAAUAAUAUCACAAGAGUAACUCAAUAAAAUAUUCAACCAAUGGAAGAAUCUACAGCUGAAAUCAAGACUCCUCUUUUAUCCAAUCUUGAUCAUCAUGGCAAUAUUGCAUCAAGUUCAGAAUCGAAAGUCAACUAUGUAGAAGAGAUAGAAGAAGAAAAUUCACCUGUUGAACAAGUGGCUGUUACAGUUCCAAUAACAGAUGAUCCUUCCUUACCAGUUCUCACAUUUCGAAUGUGGUUUUUAGGGACACUUUCAUGUGCUCUUUUAUCAUUUUUGAACCAAUUUUUUUGGUACAGAACUGAGCCAUUAACAAUUACAGCAAUUUCAGCUCAAAUUGCUGUGGUUCCUUUGGGUCAACUCAUGGCUGCAAAGAUAACAAAGAGGGUAUUCUUUCAAGGUUCUAAAUGGGAAUUCACUUUGAAUCCAGGACCUUUUAAUGUCAAAGAACAUGUUCUCAUCACCAUUUUUGCAAACUCUGGUGCUGGCAGUGUUGAGGCAAUUCAUCUUGUCACUGCUGUUAAAGUCUUCUAUAAGAAAGACAUCACUUUCUUUGUUUCUCUUAUCGUCGUUAUCACUACACAGGUGCUCGGGUUUGGAUGGGCUGGAAUUUUCAGAAAGUACUUGGUUGAGCCAGCAGCUAUGUGGUGGCCUGCCAAUCUUGUUCAAGUCUCAUUAUUCAGGGCAUUACACGAGAAAGAAGAACGUCCAAAGGGAGGGCUAACGCGUACUCAGUUCUUCAUAGUAGCCUUCAUCUGCAGUUUCGCGUACUAUGUUUUCCCAGGCUAUCUCUUCUCAAUGUUGACAUCUUUGUCAUGGAUAUGUUGGAUCUUUCCCAAAUCAGUGCUAGCCCAGCAACUCGGUUCGGGGCUAAAGGGGCUCGGCAUUGGAGCUAUAGGACUCGACUGGUCCUCAGUUUCGUCUUACCUUGGAAGCCCAUUAGCUAGCCCAUGGUUUGCUACAGCUAAUGUUGCUGUUGGAUUCAUAUUUAUUGUGUAUGUCUUGACUCCAAUAUGUUACUGGCUAGAUGUCUUCAAAGCCAAAACAUUCCCUAUUUUCUCUACCGGAUUGUUCACUUCCAAUGGCCAAGUUUACAGCAUAUCAAGUAUCAUUGACUCUAAUUUCCACCUUGACAUUGCUGCUUACGAGCGACAAGGACAUCUUUAUCUUAGUACUUUUUUCGUGAUAAGUUAUGGAGUUGGCUUCGCUGCUCUCAGUGCUACUGCCAUGCACGUUCUCUUGUUUCACGGAAGGGAGAUAUGGGAGCAGAGAAAAUCAAGCUUCCAAGAUAAGAAAAUGGACAUACACACUAAACUAAUGAGCAAGUAUAACCAAGUACCUGAGUGGUGGUUUUGGUGCAUUCUUGUCUCGAACAUUUCACUCACCGUCUUUGCCUGUGAAUAUUACAACGAGCAACUUCAGUUACCUUGGUGGGGAGUUAUUCUAGCUUGUGUUAUUGCCAUUUUCUUUACCCUUCCUAUAGGGAUCAUCACCGCCAUUACCAACCAGGUAAAUAUGCUUGGACUUGGACAUACAGCUAUGGUUUUGUGUAUGAUGCUAGUUACGAAGCCAGAAAUUCUAAAGAAAAAUAAAACAGUUCUCAUACCAAGGAGAUUCAACAAAUUAUAUACACCGGGGUUGAAUAUUAUCACGGAGUAUAUCAUAGGAUAUCUUUAUCCAGGAUAUCCGGUCGCCAACAUGUGCUUCAAGGUAUGUGGUUACAUUAGUAUGAACCAAGCUAUAACUUUCCUCCAAGACUUCAAGCUCGGCCAUUACAUGAAAAUUCCUCCAAGAACAAUGUUUAUGGCUCAGAUAGUAGGGGCUCUAAUAGCAGGAUUCGUGUAUUUGGGAACAGCGUGGUGGUUAAUGGAAACAAUACCAGACAUAUGCAACAAAACAUUGUCCAACACUGUGUGGACUUGUCCUUUGGAUAAUGUGUUCUACGAUGCAUCAGUGAUUUGGGGUUUGAUUGCACCAAGAAGGAUUUUCGGAGAUUUAGGACUUUACGGGAUGGUUAACUGGUUCUUCUUAUUUGGUGCGAUAGCGCCAGUACUUGUGUGGUUAGCAGCGAGGGCUUUCCCUAAGCAAGAAUGGAUCAAACUCAUCAACAUGCCAGUUUUAAUAGGAGCCACAGGGAUGAUGCCACCUGCCACGGCUGUGAACUACACGACCUGGAUCAUCGUAGGGUUCUUGUCGGGCUUUGUGGUUUAUCGAUAUAGGCCAGAUUGGUGGCAGCGUCAUAACUACGUUCUUUCGGGUGCACUUGAUGCUGGUUUGGCAUUUAUGGCAGUUCUUAUAUAUUUGUGCUUGGGCUUGGAGAACGUAACAGUUAACUGGUGGGGAAAUGAUCUUGAUGGAUGUCCUUAUGCUUCCUGUCCAACAGCUAGAGGGAUUUUUAAAGAGGGUUGCCCUGUUGUUUUGUGAAGAAGAAGAACCACAAAUACUCCAUAAGAAUCCCUUGGUACAGCUUAUCCGAAUGUAUCUUAUUACCGGCUUCUAACACACUCCUUUUUGCAGCCACACGCUCUCGCCUGUUCUCCUGUGACAUUAGGACCCAGAAGACGAUGUCAUCUGGCCCUGGGGAGAUACUACACACAUGGUGGUUGUUCAGUUCAUUAGUAUAAGUAGAGAUCAGUGACAGUUAAAGAGGGAAUAGAGAGCUGGGACCUUGCAAUUUAUCUGACAUAUUUGACUCCGCGAUUAUGCUUUGAACAAAAGUUGUUAGUAUUGCUGUGGCGUUGGUUUGAACAAAAGUUGAGAUAUAAUCUCCUUUUAAUUAAAUAUUUGUUCUAUUUGUG
This is a messenger RNA of Capsicum annuum, 3211 nucleotides long. RefSeq names its product oligopeptide transporter 7. Gene Ontology annotation, biological process: transmembrane transport. Bases 456 to 2837 code for a protein of 793 amino acids. Gene Ontology annotation, molecular function: oligopeptide transmembrane transporter activity. The record is from RefSeq and is a predicted model, not a curated record. NCBI's taxonomy places the organism in Eukaryota, Viridiplantae, Streptophyta, Magnoliopsida, Solanales, Solanaceae. The transcript is spliced from 7 exons.